Molecule: messenger RNA, 6053 nt
Organism: Haplochromis burtoni (Burton's mouthbrooder)
Lineage: Eukaryota; Metazoa; Chordata; Actinopteri; Cichliformes; Cichlidae
Product: duodenase-1
Exons: 5
Coding region: 3404-4162 (252 amino acids)
Biological process (GO): proteolysis
Molecular function (GO): serine-type endopeptidase activity
Source: RefSeq, a predicted model, not a curated record
UUGGAGGUUUAUGAUGUCAUCGAGAGGAAACAUCCCUUAUAUGGUCAUCUCAGGUACACAACUCUGGCCGUCCAUAAUUAGAUCAUUUAUUUUAUUAUUCAUGAAUGCCACUUGGAUGAAUGUGAAAUUAUAUACUCAGUGCCUUAUUUUUUAUUAUGUUGUUAAAAAAAUAAGAAAACCAUAUAGUCACACAGCGCUUUAUUUUAUACACUUCGAGUACUUUAUCUACUUCACAUCUAUGAUCUAACCACACAGGUACAGGGAGGACAUGCAAACCUCACAUAUAAGGGUGUAAGGCAGGGUUGGAACAAAGCCCCUUCUUGCUAACCCUUCACUCAAGCACAAUGCUACCCUUAAAUGGAACAGGUAUGGCAUUGUGUAAUGAAGUUCAGCUCUAAGGUGUGAACUGUUGCUUCCUUAAACAGCUAAUUUAAGUGACUUCCUAGAUGGAUCAGUUACCCAUUGCUUGAAUAGAUAUCAGUGUAAUGGAGGAAAACACAGUAAUAAUGAAUGAAAACACUGAAAAUUGAAACAAAGACAUUUUAUGGCACCAUGAUGGCAUCAGUUUGCUCUUGCAGUGAAAUUUUGGACAAUUUAACUCCCAUUUUCACCACUAGGGGACAGUGUUUUACCAGAAAGUUUGAGUGAUAAACAAGAAAUGUGUGUGUUUGGUCUGAGAUCAGGGUGGUAAGAGGUUACAGAAGAGCUUACAGAAAGAAGUUUCUGGGUAUGAACUGGGGCUUUUCUGUACUGUUUUGUGUUUUUACACAGCCCAGUGAUAAACUGCAGGUGUAGAUUGAUUUCUUCCUCUUAACUAAAGACAGUUACAACAGCAUGCAUUUAAUAAGAAGAAAAUAGCUUGGUGGAUAGCUUUAUACCUUUCAAGGGCAAUAAGAUGACUGCUUCAUUAUUGUAAGAUGACCACCACCAAAAUGAAGCACCUAGAUUGUUUUUCUUUCACAGACAAUUUACAGCCUUUUAUAUAAAGGUACUGUUAACAUCUUGUUAGUCUACUGUUGCUAAUAAUUAGAUAUAUAAUUAUGACCUCCACACACUCUCUUGCUAUUGAAAAUAUUUGCCAUAAAAUUCUCAAACUGGUGCAUUUUCUCAGUUGAAACGUUUUGUAUAUUUUUGUGCUCUAUUGUGAAUAAAAUAUGGGUAAAAUACACCAGUCAAAAGUAUCACCAGUUAGUCAGGUGUACACACACACACACACACACACACACACACACACACACACACACACACACUGCUGGCAGUCAGGAAUUAAGAAAUUACUUGCACAUGCCACCAUAACACAUGCAAAAGCAAAGGUGGUAAAAUCUGAAGACUGACGCUGUGGUUUCUCUUAGUCAUCUAGUUGUAGCAGUGUAAAAGGGAACCCAAAAAAAAGUGGAGCAAAAAAGAAAAACAACAGCUUUGAUCUAACAACAUUUGCUGAACUCAUCACAUUCUUGUCAGAUAAUGCUAUGAAAGUGUUUCAAGCUUUGCAGACCAUGGUAUAAGACACCUUAUCUUAUAUCACGCAAUCAUCACCAUGCUCUUCCUGCCUGAAGCAGUUCAUCCAGGUCACCAAACAAACAAAGUAUUUCCAGAAUGUUUGUCUUGGCCCAUCAUGUUAGAGGCCCAUAAUACAAGGUUUAUAAUGUGAGGUAGUGUAAAACAUCAUUAACCAGAACAUCAAACUAAGGUUUCUCCGACAGAUUACUAGAAAUCUAGGACAUAGUUGGAGUGGUGACAUCCAUCUAGAGCGCUUUCUCUCACAAUGUCACCAAUAUAACCUGGCUGAGAGUGAGAGUGCCACAGCAUGUAAAUAAUGCCAUCAUCCACCCCCUACAAGAGCCUGGUAAGCAAACUGAAGGGGGUCAAGAACAUGUUCCACUUGUGAACUGAUGAGAGCCAAUCUCUCCAGUGGCUUUGUGACAUGUGAGGUCAACACAAAGUCACUCUGAAGUCAGUAAAGUCAGAAGAGGUGGCUCUCUUUCAUACUAGCACCAACUACUGGAGUGAAAAAUGUUAAAUCUUUAAAUUUACUUAGGACAUAACAUAUAAACAUGUAAAUAUAUUAAGGUGUUCCCCCUUACUACUAUUUAGUAGUAAGCUUAUAUUUUUAUAUUUCACUUUCAUCACUGUGAUAUUGAGAACAUUGACGUUCUACAUGAAAUUUGUUAUCUGCGGUUUCUGUGGUUCAGUUAUACUUCGUCACAGUGAAUGUAAAGUUUUUCAGUGAGCUUUGAGCUACAUAAAAAAAUAGCUGUGUGUCCUUUGUGUUAUUCAUUUAUGAAUUGUUAGUCAGCAGUAUCCAAAAGGGUAUAAGGUUUCGAAAACAGUGUUCAAAAGCUGAGAUUAAAAAAAUAGAACUGCAGCUGUACCGCUCUUAUAUCUGUGGGUUUAAAACUGUCACCAUCUAAUCUGAUAUCUAAGUUUGCUUGGAAAAGAGGGCACGAAAAGCUUGUCUUACAAGAAGUGAUACUACAGGUGUAGUCACCUCAGAAUAGCUUUACUGUGAUUGCAGUGCAAGUGUGCAUUAAAAAAAAGAUAUCUUUCCAUUUGACAUUCAUGCCCAUGAGUUCAGAAUCUUUGCAAUGCCAGAACUUACAUCAUUGUAACAGUAAUGUGAUUACUGAAUUUAGUGAAUUACUGAAUUUAAUAUAAUAGCACGCUGCAUGCCAAACAUGCUUGGGCAAGUUACUAGACCCAAGUUACUCUCAGAUGUAUGCAGAGUGUAAACAGCACUUGAGCAUAAAAAAAAAGUGCCUGUAUGAAUGAAUGGGUGAAUGUGGUAUGUUGUUUAAAGUGCUGUGGGUGCUUCAAACAACAUACCUCAAGUAGAGGAGAAAAGUGCCGCGUGAGAACCAGUCCAGGAACUAUUCAACAUUUACAUUAGUGCGUUGCUUAAAAAUGUUGUGUGAUUAACCGUAACUUACUUUGGGGAACACAUUACAUUCAGCAAUAUCAAUGACAUAUAAACCACUCAUAAAACACUUACUUACAAACAGUGAAGAGAAGCAGGUCUACAGUAGCCUAGUAAGAACAAACUAAGGCAAGAAAAGGAAAGAAAGUAAUUCAGAGAGAACAACCAAUCGAUCAUUCUGACAGACUUUGGUUUUUAUAAAAGAAUUAAAAUGUCUGUUUUUACUGAUUAAAUCGAUCUGACUUGAUUAGUGAUUAUAGAAGAAGAGGAGGUCUAAAAAGACACAGAAUGUGGUUAAGACUGGUGAGGUACUGUGCAGUUAUGAUAAGCACGAUAACGCCAAGGUUCCAAAUGAAGGGCACACAUACACCGAAUAAAGGAUGUGGUUAUAAGUCAAAAUAAGAACGAUGAUAAUCAUACUUGACAACACAGCAAACUGCUGUAUAAAAGGGUCUCCUUGACACCCCCGGAGGCUGUUUCAGUGGCAACAUGGAAAGUCUGCAUGCAUUUCUGCUGGUCUAUGUUCUGACAUGUCUGGGACAACUAGGAUAUGGAACUGACAUCAUACAUGGUAAAAAAGCGCCAGAUAAAUCAAUGUUGUACAUGGCUUCUGUACAGAGCAGCAAGGGUCAUGUAUGUGGAGGAUUUCUUGUCACUGAGGACUUUGUUGUAACCGCUGCACACUGUGACGCUGUGAACAUCACACAUGUUGUUAUUGGCAACCACAAUCUCCAGCAGGGCAGUGAUCUAAAAAUAAUCGUCGAAAGGAAAUUCAAACCCAGCAAUUUUAAUGAUGUUUGGCUGGGUGAGGACAUCAUGCUCCUUAAACUGUCUAGGAAAGCUCAACUAGGCUGCAAAGUACAAAUAAUUCAACUUCCAUGUGCUGAAAUAACCUUGGAAGAAAAUCAAAUUUGUCAAGUGGCUGGAUGGGGGAAAACUAAAAAUGGUGGCUCAGUUGUCGAUGACCUGAGAGUGGUGAACGUGUCCGUCAUUAACCCAGAAGUCUGUAGGGAACAAUGGCCCGGUCUUCCUGUCAAUGUUAUCUGUGCAGGUGGAUACGGCACAGACAAAGGAUUCUGUCAGGGUGAUUCUGGUGGUCCUCUGGUGUGCAACGGUUUAGCUGUUGGUAUUGUUUCUUUCAACAAAUAUCACAACUGUAACUACCCAGAUGUGCCCAAUGUCUAUACGGACAUCUCAAAAUAUCUUCAAUGGAUCAACAAAGUUCUGGCAACUACAAAACCUUCCUAAAAAUGUAUUUUUGCAUUACUACAGUAGAAGCAAAAAUAAACAUUUUGCUCUCUGUCAUGAUCUCUGGGUUUUUAGCUUUGUUUUUUAGUUCUAUUCACUCGUGUUCUAGAGUCGUUAGCCCUUGAAUUGUUGUAUUUUAGAUCUGUUUUGUUUCAUAUUUAUUGUACCGCCAGUGUUUCCUCAGUCUCAACCAUACUGCUUUACUCUAAUUUAGUAGAAAUUUUAGGGAUCUAUACUUUAUUUAUUUAUUUCUCUGGCAACAUUUUACUCUUUAUUGUGCAUUUUUACACACAUUUCUGUACUUUCUUCCUUCUAUUCCAUACAGGCUUGUUACUUUAUGUUUAAGAUAUUUGAGGGGAGUUUUUAUUUCACAUCGCUAUCCUCCUUUCAACAUCAAACUGAUCUGAGAUUAUCCAAUAACACAUAAAGGACAAUCCUACUGGUGCUUAUCGCAUACAAAGAUGAAAGGUGCAAAAGCAUCAUUUAUGUGUCAUUCAUAGCACUAUACUCAGGGGUUAAAGAAGGCAUUGACAGUGAAACUGGUGCUUCAGCCAUUUCUAGGUCAUAGCAGGGUUAAGUCUGGCUGGUUCAUGAUUAGUAUUUAAUAUUCUAACCAAUUUCCUGUUUCCUGAGGGCUUGGAAGAUGUUUGGGUCUUCCUCUGGACCUUGCCAAAGUGGUGACAUAUCAGAGUAAAUUGUACUAAUUUGUUUAAACUGAUAAUCUGCUUGUUUAGAAAUGGCUCAAUUAGUUUCUUGGACAUUGUUAUGAGGACCUAGCACCUUGUCAAAUUAAGACAUUGUAGAGCCUUCACCACCACUUAUUAAAAGAUUUAAGUGAGGGUAUGUAUAUAUUUAAGCCUCUAUAUAACAAUUUCACUCUAAGUGGAUUAGAGAAAUUCCACAAUGCAUUCAAAAUUGUACACCAAAAUCUGGUUUCCAAAAUUCAUAAAAGUUGUACAAUCAUUCCACCUUAAAAAAAAAAAAGAGAGAGAAAGUUCAAAGAAAUUAUUAAAAGCCCAAAAUUACUAUGGCAUUCAUACCCAUGAUGAUUAUAUGCAAACUAAUGAUCACAACUUAAUUUCCAGCUCAGCUGUCACAUGAACAAUCUGCAAAGAUUUCGUUUACCCCACUUGCAGACUUUCAACACUUCACACGGGUGGCUUGAUCUGGAAAGAUGGAACCGCGGCGUGAUAUAUGCAGACAUUUCAGUUUCAGAACUGUUACAAACCUAAAUUCAUAUACUGUGUGAACUGACAACUUAUUUCAAAUUGUUUCUGAAUCUUUACUUGAAGGGAACUUGUAACUAUUAAUAAAGAUGUGACAAUUCAUUUUAUUCGUAAUUGAUUUUUGGAGACAGCUGAAGCUAAGUAUGUGUGUGUCUCCUCAGCUUUAUCAGAUAACAGCUAAUAACAGGCCUUCUAUAGUAUUGGUGUGUAAAAAGAGUGAGAUAAUCUAAGGAACUUGGAAAGACAUCCAGUACUUCUUUUUCCAUUUCUCGAAGAUGUUUCAGCUUUCAUCCAAGAGCCUUCUUCAGUUCCUUCUUAAAUUCAGAAGAAGACUCUUGGAUAAAAGGUGAAUCAGAAAUCUAAAGAAGUUCAGUCACUUUCUUUCCAAGUUCCUCAAACUACCAUGACCUGGGUGACUGAGAUCCUUCCCAGUUUGAUAGUACUCUCUCUUCAGCUUUAAAAUUAAAUUAACUACCCAAGUGUUCUAUAAUAUUGCAUUAUUAAGAUAAGAUUAUUCAGUCCCAGAUUUGGUAAAUAUAUGGUUAAAAAUUAAUUUAAACACAUUUAUAUGGCACAUUUAUAUUUAUAUUUUUAUAUUUUAAAAAAUAGCUUAAGUAAAUACAAUGGUGUGUAGUUCAAUAAAAUAGAAUGCUGGCAAAAAUGAA